UGUUUUUAUUACUGUUUCGGUGGCAGGUGCUUAUUGCGGAUGCCUCCCGGGUCCCAGAGAUGCGGGUUUUAUCGCGGCGAUAGGGGGAAACCGGUCGGUCCUGCUCCCCGCGCGGGGUUCUGAGUCACGCCGCGCGGGCCGGCCUCUGCCAUCCGAGCGCGUUCCUGAGUGCCAUAUUUUUCAGAUGAGACAGGAGCCGGGGCACUGUGGGAAAAGGGUGCUGCUGCAACCUACGGGAACGGGGCACCUCCGGGCUGGGGCUGCCGCGUGGGAGCUGCGAGGCGCGGGCUCCUUCUGGGCCCGCGGAUCAGUUCCUUCUUCGUGGGGGAGGGAGAGCUCUGCGCGCGGCGAAGCUUCUGUUUGGGUGGUUCUUGGUCGCCCCGAGCGCCUCAGAGACGCGCCGGCUUCCUGCUCUCCGGAUGAGUUACGGGGCGUGCGGCUGUAGCUGCGUGAGGAGGUCUGGCAGCGUGCUGCUGCGCUCCGGUGUUUCUCGCUGCAGGCGUAUCCAGAGAAAGAGAAAUUUGGCACGGAAAUUCCAACAGCCCUGUCCACAGCACAUAGGUGGCCGGUUGUUAGCUAAGUCCGGUAGGAGGCGAGUAGGAAGGCUCGGUAUAAGAUUAGGAGACCCUUAGCUGUGUCUUUAUUUUCUCUGUUCUCUAUAUUUUGGCUGGUGAAGGAGGUACCUGUGUUGGUGUUGUUACGUUUCCGUGGGCUGUACCUGCAGAGUUGUGUAAGGAGCCGCCCACAAACACCCCGUGUUUUGCCUCCCUUUGUUUCGUGGUGUUUGGUACUUCUGCCUUUGUUCUCCACUCGCUGGGAAGGACUGCGUUCAGCUCUCACUUGGCUCAGCCGAGCAGAUGGUUAACGAUGGUUCUGAGGGCACCACGCUUGUUUCCGUUUCUGAGCCUUUCAGCAAUUACUGUGCAACGUGCUGUUUUAGUGUGGUUCAGUGGGGAAUGGUUGCCCUGUCGUUUGGGGUCUAAGAGCAGAAGGUGAAAUAAUUACAUGUGGGAGACGAUGGUGAAAGAACUAACCUGGUAACAGGCAAGACAAGGACAAAAAAACACUGGUCAGGAGGAGCAGUUGAUGGCAGUAGGUGAAGGACUUGGCAGGAAAGGGCUGAAGGGAGGACUGCCCCUCCUGCCAGCGAGCGUGGUCUCCUGUUACCAGCAGUGGUGUCAGUGAUAACAGUUGUUUGACUUUCCGAACCAAACAAUGGGAAAAUAUGUUUUUUGUAGAUUCCUGUGCUGCUUUUGGGACAGAGCUACACCCCAGGUUCUUGUUUAGACUUGUUCCUUUGAUACAAUAUGAUGAGAAAUUGGGAUAUGCUGGAAAAAGGAGAAAACUGGGAUCCACUCUUCCUUCAGGACCAGAACUAGUUCCUCCCCACUGCUUUCCAAAGCUGGCCGUAGGAGGUGUUGGCUCAGCACCCUGAGGUGACCUGCUGAGCUGCUGCACCACAGCUGGUCCCUCAUCCACUUGGAUGGGAUGGGGUAACGAUAGAGCUGAACUGGAUCAGGGAGAGCUGGCUCUGUCCCGCACCCUGUGGCGGGGAUCUUUGAUCCAGCUCCAGGUCACUUUACGGUAAUAGGAAGCUGACUGUGUCCAAGCGGUGAAAAGUGGAUGUGCCAUCUGAUGAAGAUAGAUGGAAUCUUUUAAUGAUGCAUCGCCAGGAAAACCAAAAGAAAUCCAGGAAGCAGAUCCUACAUAUGAAGAGAAAAUGCAAACAGACAGGGCAAACAGAUUUGAGUAUCUGUUGAAGCAGACUGAGCUGUUUGCUCACUUCAUUCAGCCUGCUGCUCAGAAAACUCCAACUUCACCUUUGAAAAUGAAACCAGGACGUCCACGAAUAAAGAAGGAUGAGAAGCAGAACUUGCUGUCAGUUGGCGACUAUCGCCAUCGUAGAACAGAACAGGAAGAAGAUGAGGAGCUGUUAACAGAAAGCUCCAAGACAACUAAUGUCUGCACUCGUUUUGAAGAAUCUCCAUCAUAUGUUAAAUGGGGAAAGCUGCGUGAUUAUCAGGUCCGAGGAUUGAACUGGCUCAUUUCUUUGUAUGAAAAUGGCAUCAAUGGUAUCCUAGCGGAUGAAAUGGGUCUUGGGAAGACACUGCAAACAAUCUCUCUCCUUGGAUAUAUGAAACACUACAGAAAUAUUCCUGGUCCUCACAUGGUCUUAGUUCCCAAAUCCACCCUACAUAACUGGAUGAAUGAAUUCAAGAGAUGGGUACCUACGCUACGAGCAGUGUGUUUGAUAGGUGACAAAGACCAGCGAGCUGCCUUUGUCAGAGAUGUGUUAUUGCCAGGAGAAUGGGAUGUCUGUGUAACAUCAUAUGAAAUGCUUAUCAAAGAAAAAUCGGUAUUCAAGAAGUUUAACUGGAGAUACCUAGUUAUAGAUGAAGCCCACAGGAUUAAAAACGAAAAAUCAAAGUUAUCAGAAAUUGUGAGAGAAUUCAAGACCACAAAUCGGCUGCUAUUAACUGGAACUCCACUUCAGAACAACUUACAUGAACUCUGGGCACUUCUUAACUUCCUUUUGCCAGAUGUCUUUAAUUCAUCUGAAGACUUUGAUUCAUGGUUUGAUACGAACAACUGUCUAGGGGAUCAAAAAUUGGUGGAACGCCUCCAUAUGGUUUUACGACCAUUCCUUUUACGUCGCAUUAAGGCUGACGUAGAGAAAAGUUUACCUCCAAAGAAGGAAGUUAAAAUUUACGUGGGUCUCAGCAAAAUGCAACGAGAAUGGUAUACAAGAAUCUUGAUGAAGGAUAUAGAUAUAUUGAAUUCUGCUGGAAAGCUGGACAAAAUGAGACUGCUGAAUAUCCUAAUGCAACUGCGAAAAUGUUGCAAUCAUCCGUAUCUUUUUGAUGGAGCAGAACCUGGUCCACCUUACACAACAGAUAUGCAUUUGGUCACCAACAGCGGCAAGAUGGUAGUACUGGACAAAUUACUACCAAAGCUGAAAGAGCAAGGUUCAAGAGUCUUAAUCUUCAGCCAGAUGACCAGAGUCCUGGAUAUCUUGGAAGAUUAUUGUAUGUGGCGAAAUUAUGAAUACUGUAGACUGGACGGACAAACACCUCAUGACGAAAGACAGGCUUCUAUUAAUGCAUAUAACGAACCUGGUAGCUCAAAAUUUGUGUUCAUGUUGAGCACACGAGCAGGAGGUCUUGGAAUCAAUUUGGCUACUGCUGAUGUUGUAAUUCUGUAUGAUUCAGACUGGAAUCCACAAGUAGAUCUUCAGGCAAUGGAUCGAGCUCACAGAAUUGGCCAAACAAAGACUGUAAGAGUGUUCAGAUUUAUCACAGACAAUACAGUGGAAGAAAGAAUAGUGGAACGUGCCGAAAUGAAACUCCGUCUUGAUUCCAUAGUCAUUCAGCAAGGAAGACUGGUGGAUCAAAAUUUGAAUAAACUUGGGAAGGAUGAAAUGCUGCAAAUGAUUAGACAUGGAGCGACGCAUGUGUUUGCCUCCAAGGAGAGUGAGAUCACAGAUGAAGAUAUAGAUCACAUUUUGGAAAGAGGUGCAAAGAAGACUGCAGAAAUGAAUGAAAAACUUUCAAAGAUGGGUGAAAGCUCACUCAGAAAUUUCACAAUGGAUACAGAAUCCAGCGUAUAUAAUUUCGAAGGAGAGGACUACAGGGAAAAACAGAAGAUGGCAUUUACGGAGUGGAUUGAACCACCGAAACGAGAAAGAAAAGCCAAUUAUGCUGUGGACGCUUACUUUAGAGAGGCUCUUCGAGUCAGUGAGCCAAAAGCACCCAAGGCACCACGGCCUCCAAAACAGCCAAAUGUACAGGACUUUCAGUUCUUUCCUCCACGACUCUUUGAACUACUGGAAAAAGAGAUUCUCUACUACAGGAAAACAAUCGGGUACAAGGUACCUCGUAAUCCUGAUCUGCCAAAUGCAGCCCAAGCGCAAAAGGAAGAGCAGCUUAAGAUUGACGAGGCUGAGCCUCUUAAUGAUGAAGAACUAGAAGAAAAAGAGAAGCUUCUAACCCAGGGAUUUACUAACUGGAAUAAGAGAGAUUUUAACCAGUUCAUCAAAGCUAAUGAGAAGUGGGGCCGUGACGAUAUUGAAAAUAUAGCACGAGAAGUAGAAGGAAAAACCCCAGAGGAAGUCAUAGAGUAUUCAGCUGUGUUCUGGGAAAGGUGCAACGAACUCCAAGACAUAGAGAAGAUCAUGGCUCAGAUAGAGAGAGGUGAAGCCAGAAUUCAGAGACGAAUCAGCAUAAAAAAAGCACUUGAUACAAAGAUUGGCAGAUACAAAGCCCCUUUCCACCAGCUAAGAAUAUCAUAUGGUACUAACAAAGGGAAGAAUUACACUGAAGAGGAGGAUCGCUUUUUAAUCUGUAUGCUUCACAAGCUAGGAUUUGAUAAAGAAAAUGUCUAUGAUGAACUAAGACAGUGUAUCCGAAACUCCCCCCAGUUCAGAUUUGACUGGUUUCUUAAGUCCAGAACUGCAAUGGAGCUACAAAGGAGAUGCAAUACUUUAAUCACCCUGAUUGAAAGAGAGAACAUGGAACUGGAAGAAAAGGAAAAGGCAGAAAAGAAGAAACGUGGACCAAAACCAUCUUCGGCACAGAAGCGCAAAAUGGAUGGUACUCCUGAUGGUCGUGGAAGAAAAAAGAAGCUAAAGCUGUGAAUGCAGAAUUUUUGUAAUCACUAAAUUUAAAAAGUAGUUCUUUAAUUUACGGGUCUUCAUAAGAUGUACUGUAUAAUGCUCAACUAUUAUGUCAUUAAAGGACAUCGGGUUCAUCUGUUUACUGAACUAGAAACAUAGUACUUAAUGUAGUUUCACUUUUUUAAAUGCAACAGCUGUGCUGACUUUUUUUUACCAUUAACACUUGAAAUAAUAAAUAGGCUUCAUUUAUUAAUAAUGCUUUA
Messenger RNA from Numida meleagris (helmeted guineafowl), 4875 nucleotides. It is a transcript of the gene SMARCA5, whose product is annotated as SWI/SNF related, matrix associated, actin dependent regulator of chromatin, subfamily a, member 5. Gene Ontology annotation, cellular component: nucleus; chromatin. NCBI's taxonomy places the organism in Eukaryota, Metazoa, Chordata, Aves, Galliformes, Numididae. Gene Ontology annotation, biological process: nucleosome organization; regulation of transcription by RNA polymerase II. Gene Ontology annotation, molecular function: histone binding; nucleosome binding; ATP-dependent chromatin remodeler activity. The transcript is spliced from 24 exons. Bases 1646 to 4633 code for a protein of 995 amino acids. The record is from RefSeq and is a predicted model, not a curated record.